Messenger RNA from Cyclocybe aegerita, 1278 nucleotides. NCBI's taxonomy places the organism in Eukaryota, Fungi, Basidiomycota, Agaricomycetes, Agaricales, Hemipholiotaceae. The record is from the annotation of a GenBank genome assembly.
AUGAUUCUGGGCGACUCUCUCGCUCACAAUCGAUCCGGAAACGACCACUUGACAUGGAUUUCCGGGCCUCCCCCAACCCCGCUUCCUAGUUCAUCCAAGGAUCAGGUUCCUCGUCUCUCUACCAGCGUCAAGAAUGCGGAAAAAACCCUUGAGCGCCCGGUUACGCAACGGAAAAUUGUAGAGCUCCCUCCCUGCCCUUCUUUCCAAGAAAUUCGGCGAUCGGAUGCCAUCCAGUGGCCAUCGACUCCACCGAAGAAAGAACCACUCUUCCUCCCUUGUACGCCGAGCCCCGAACAAGAACCCGUAUCCAGUCGACACCCCAUAUUCGGCCCGAUUGGAUUUCCUCUCUGUGGCCUGCCGUCUCAAUUAACGGUUGAAUCUGAAGGGACGAAUGAUUCUCUGAAUUCCUCUAACGGCGACGAACUAUUUACGUCUCGACCCGUUCGGAAGGGCCCAACAAAAAGAGAUGUCCGUCAGUAUAUGAGCAGAGUCGUAGAGAAGGUCAGCGACGACGUCUACAAUCUGCUUGGCAACGAAAGUGGUUGUUCCACGGAUCCCUGGAUUCUUUCACUCACGAACGCCGGCGACGCUGAGUAUACCUGCUGGCUCCUUCUGCGGGAUAGCCCACUUACCCAACACAAGCUCGCUAUCCAACUUAUCAAACUGGGCAUUCCUUUCCGCACGCUUCUGCCUCUUGCGAAGCCUUUCCCACCUGUCGGACAUCGACUUCGGCAGAUGGUAAGCAUGGACUACGUUGGCUAUGAAGCCUACAAUGCGCGUUGCAGAAGAACGCUCUAUUCAUCGGCAGCCGUCAUGCGAACUGCCCUGCUCCGCGGUGGGAUCAUCUCCCGCAUCGCUCAACUCGCAUAUAAAAAUGAGAUUUUCGAGAGCGCCACAAACGGGCCUUCGGAGGAGGCUUCUGCUGGCCGGGUUCGAUAUCACAUUUCUCCUCCAAAUUCAUCCAAAUCUAUGACGAAAAGGGCUUACUGGGACGAUGAUCUCACGAAGCAGGAGAUGCACAUCAUCUGCGGAGUGUAUGCCAAGGGUUCAGUCUGGCCAACCCCUCUGGAGUGGGACGAAAUCACUGCCGGACGCAGAAACCAUUGUUGGACGAAAUAUGACGAGAAAUGGUUUCUUAGUCACGUCGAGAAGCUCAAAACAGGCCGAAUAUCAAUAUUGGAGAGGAAGAGGGGCGUUCGUGAUUGGGAGGAGAUGAUCUGGAAACAUGUAGAUGUUCCGGUAGAUGUUCCAGAGGGAUCCCAGGGUAGUAUUCGGUAG